Thyridium curvatum is the source of this 906-nucleotide messenger RNA. RefSeq lists its product as uncharacterized. NCBI's taxonomy places the organism in Eukaryota, Fungi, Ascomycota, Sordariomycetes, Thyridiales, Thyridiaceae. The record is from RefSeq and is a predicted model, not a curated record. The coding region runs from base 1 to 906 and encodes 301 amino acids. The transcript is spliced from 2 exons.
AUGGCUGCCACAAACCAAUGCCUUGCCUCGCUGGCAAGGCUCAGUCUCUCGACGACAUCAAGACCGACGGGCGCCGUCUCGCGCGCCGCCCGGCCCCUAUUGCAGACGACGUGCGCCUCCCAAGUCCGGUACGCAGGAGCCGGUGGCACGAGGAAACGCGAGAAGAAGAAGAAGACGUAUAAGGAGUUCAAGGUCUGGGACAAGGAGAAGCUGGAGCAGUACUCACUAUGUGACGCGAUGAGGUACAUCCGCGCCUUCGAGGUCGGCCGCAACCCCAUGUCCGUCAAGUACUCGGUCGCCCUCAAGCUCAAGACGAUGAAGAGCGGGCCCGUCAUCCGCAACCGCAUCCGCCUCCCCCACCCGGUAAAGUCGGACGUCCGCAUCGGCGUCAUCGCCAAGGAGGACAGCGCCGCGGCGCAGGAGGCGCGGCAGGGCGGCGCCGUCGCCGUCGGGGAGGAGUCGCUCUUCGAGGCCAUCCGCGCGGGCAACAUCCCCUUCAACCGGCUCAUCUGCCACUCGGACUCGGUCAUGGCGCUCAACGCCGCCAAGCUGGGCCGCGUGCUGGGGCCCAAGGGCCUCAUGCCCAGCAUGAAGACCAAGACCAUCACCGGCGACGUCAAGGGCCUGAUGCGCGAGCUCGUCGGCGCCGACGAGUACAGGGAGCGCGAGGGCACGGUGCGCAUGGCUGUCGGCCAGCUGGGCUUCUCGCCCGAGCAGCUCGCCGACAACGUCAAGGUGUUGAUGAAGCAGAUCAAGAGCGACAUUGGCGCCGUCGACGACUCCUUCACCAAGGAGGUCGACGACAUCGUGCUGAGCUCGACCAACGGGCCCGGUUUCAGCCUGAGCGGAGGAUUCAACCCGACGGAUGACAAGAUUACGCCUGCGCACCUCGCGGGACAGAUGUAG